Molecule: messenger RNA, 580 nt
Organism: Priapulus caudatus
Lineage: Eukaryota; Metazoa; Priapulida; Priapulimorpha; Priapulimorphida; Priapulidae
Product: RCC1 and BTB domain-containing protein 1-like
Exons: 6
Coding region: 13-549 (178 amino acids)
Molecular function (GO): protein binding
Source: RefSeq, a predicted model, not a curated record
CACACAGAUGACAUGUCAGUCGCUCAGUCGGUGGCCUUGUCGUUUGAUGACCCGGCGACCAGUGAUGUGAAGAUUGCAUUGGAAGGGAAAAUCAUUCAUGUUCACAAGGUCAUACUGAAGAUUAGAUGUGAACAUUUUCGAUCAAUGUUUCAAUCUCACUGGGAGCAGGAUGGAAAAGACGUAAUUGAGAUAUCACAGUUCACAUAUCCAGUGUACAGGGCCUUCCUGCAGUUCUUGUACACAGACAGGAUAGACCUGUCACCGGAGCAUGCUAUAGGUUUGCUGGACUUAGCUAACUCGUACUUGGAGAAACGGUUGAAAGCUUUGUGUGAGCGAACCAUCAUGCAAGGAAUCACCGUGGCGAAUGUUGCGAUGCUGUACGCUGCUGCCAUCCAGUAUGAAGCAAAGGAACUCGAGGAGUUUUGCCUGCGAUUCGCAGUCAAUCACCUGACUGCCGUCACCCAAUCAGAGGCGUUUGCUGAACUUGACGAGGCAACGCUAAAACGUUUCAUACAGCGCGCCGCCACGCAGGGAGCCUUCAGGUGUUGAACAACAGUAGAGGGCGUCCAUAGGCUGCAGG